Numida meleagris (helmeted guineafowl) is the source of this 1243-nucleotide messenger RNA. RefSeq names its product ArfGAP with GTPase domain, ankyrin repeat and PH domain 2 (gene AGAP2). NCBI's taxonomy places the organism in Eukaryota, Metazoa, Chordata, Aves, Galliformes, Numididae. Gene Ontology annotation, molecular function: GTP binding; GTPase activator activity; GTPase activity. The record is from RefSeq and is a predicted model, not a curated record. Gene Ontology annotation, cellular component: nucleus.
AGGCGUUGGUGAACAGCCAGGAAUGGACGCUCGGCCACUCUGUCCCCGAGAUCCGCCUGGGGGUCCUGGGCAGCAGCAGGAGCGGGAAGUCGGCGCUCGUCCACCGCUUCCUCACCGGCUCCUACGUGGGCCUGGAGCCCACCGAGAGUGGGCAGUUCAAGCGCGAGGUGACGGUUGACGGGCAGAGCCACCUCCUGCUGAUCCGGGAGGAAGCCGGCGCUCCGGACGCCAAGUUUGCCAACUGGGCGGACGCCGUCAUCUUCGUCUUCAGCCUGGAGGACGAGAGCAGCUUCGAGGAGGUGACGCGGCUGCACGAGCUGCUCAGCGGCCACCGGGCCACCGGCGAGAUGGCCCUGGCGCUGGUGGGCACCCAGGACAAGAUCAGCUCCUCCAACCCGCGGGUGAUCGAGGACGCGCGCGCGCAGGCGCUGUGCGGGGACAUCAGGCGCUGCCUCUACUACGAGACCUGCGCCACGUAGCUUCCUGCUGAAGCGCAGUGGCAACUCCCUCAACAAGGAGUGGAAGAAGAAGUACGUCACGCUGUCCAGCAACGGGCUGCUCUUCUACCACCCCACCAUCAACGAUUACAUCCACAGCACCCACGGCAAGGAGAUGGAUCUGCUGCGCACCACCGUCAAGGUCCCCGGCAAGCGCCCGCCCCGCGCCAUCUCCGCCUGCGGCCCCUCGGCCAGCAUCAACGGCCUGGUGAAGGACGUGGGCGCCGACGGCGGCGCCGGCGCGUCCCCCGUGGGGCUCAGCCUCCCCCCGGAGCCGGGGACCAAGGGCACCGGGAAGGGCGAGCGUUCCCUGCAGCGCUGCGCGUCCGCCUCCAGCGCCAAGCUGUCCGGAUCCGACGGCCCCGGUGGCCCCGAGCCCAUCUCCAGCCCCGGCAGCUCGGGCCGCGAUCCUCCGCCGUCACCGAUGAUCGACCGCAAGAAGCACCGCCGGAAGAAGCUCUCCACCCCGUCCAAGACGGAGGGCUCCGCCGGGCAGGCGGAAGAGGAGGAGAACUUUGAGUUCCUGAUCGUGUCCAGCACGGGGCAGACGUGGCACUUCGAGGCGGGCAGCUUCGAGGAGCGCGACGCCUGGGUGCAGGCCAUCGAGAGCCAGAUCCUGGCCAGCCUGCAGUGCUGCGAGAGCAGCAAGAACAAGGCGCGCACGGACAGCCAGAGCGAGGCUGUGGCCAUCCAGGCCAUCCGCAACGCCCGCGGCAACUCGCUGUGCGUGGACUGCGGGGCGCCCA